Molecule: messenger RNA, 5046 nt
Organism: Leptinotarsa decemlineata (Colorado potato beetle)
Lineage: Eukaryota; Metazoa; Arthropoda; Insecta; Coleoptera; Chrysomelidae
Source: RefSeq, a predicted model, not a curated record
AACUGCGAAAUAGAGUCUCUUGUCGACGAGCUUUGCGAGAAACUGAAAGAAGUAGAGAGCCAGUCCGCCUCUCCGAUUCCAGAACUAGCUGCUGAAUUGCAAUCGGAAGUGAGAAAACUCACUCCGCAAGAGUUGGCCGAAAAGUAUUACGCUGCCUUUCCCCCUCUCUGCCACAGCAAUCCCGGAGAUUCGAAGGCAGUCUCGCCAAUCAAGUCUGCCGCUUCGCCCACCAAGAAGAGGUCUGCUAGAAAAAUUGGAAACCGAUCCAUAGGCUACGAGAAUAAGCUACACGCGAAGGAGAAUUAUGAAAUAAAAGCUCGCAACCAAAAAAAAGAACGUCUUAAUUGCUUUGGGCGCAACAAGGGUACCUCCUCACGUAACAUUACCGCUUUCACCAACUGGGACAUGGCCAAUUUCAACCGUAGAGUCGGAGCUCCGAAAACUAAAAGCUUCCCCGACAUGGAUCAAUGCUUGGAAGAUAACCAAGAUAUUUGGGAGAACCAAUCGGAAGUUAACAUGUACAAUGAUCUGGAAGGGACUCUCAAAGGUUUGUUGGACUCGCCAACUCCUACAGAUGAAAACGUUAUGAUGGCAAAUUUGGCGAGUAUGAUGGAUUUCGGGAAACGAAUCUACGUACCAUACAGUACAGACAUCAAUAAAUCCAUCUGGGCAGCCGACUUCAAUGUUGCUCGUGACAAUAAUAUCAAUCGUGCCGCCGACCCAUCGAAGAGCACCCUAGAUCUAGAGUUCAGUUCCAUAUCCAUUGACUAUCCACCAAAGCCGCUCCCUGAUUGGCUUCCCGCUAACGUGCCGACCAACUCAAAUAAAAUGUUUGAUAAUAAUGUUUGCGGAAUGCUCUUCGGGGAGGAUUAUCAGAGUUUGCCUAACAACUGGCAGAAGCCUCAGUUGGAUAAGAAGGAGUUCUCCAGGGAGAUCAAUCGUCCCCAGAACGAUAAAAUGUAUAGCCGCUAUGAUUUGAGCUUGAUGAAGAUAAACCAUGAUAGAGAGAUGAGCGCCUUUGCUAGAGUGCCGCCGAGAUCUGAUAAGGAACCGAAACCAACCAAUCCAUUCAACCGAAACGCCGCCCGUGCUCUGAAUGUCCGCUCCGCCAGACGCAGUCUUACUUUUGACAAGGACGAGGAUCUUCUCACGUCAGAAAAAACUCACUUCAAACCGAUCAACGAGAAACCAGACAACAGCUACUCUAACUAUAAGGACGGCGCCACUUUCAACAUCUCCAAUACUUUGAACAAGGUAGAAUACAAAAGAAGUGGGAGCGGUACCUUGUGGUUAGAAAACGAACAAGGCCAGUGCACAAAAUAUUUCGAAUACAAGGGUGAGGGGAUGGGCUCCUCGUCCGAAUCAGGAUUUGUUAUCAAGUUUAAAGUUAAUCAGAACGACAAGGCUUGUCAGACCGAGAAACUGUCUGUAUUGGAUUUUGAAACUGUAAAGGAUGAUACUGAAGUUGAGGAGGAUGACUUCGGUUUUCUCAGCCCCGAACCAUUUUUGCGUUACUGCACCUGCACCUUUGACAAAACUACCGCAUGGAAAACUGACAACUCUAUGAUCUGCGCCUUACACCCCGAUCGUCCAGAAAGUUCACCCAAUGAGAUAUUGUGGAAGAAAUACGAAACAAAAAAGUGUGACAAAUGCAACAAUAGUACGCCGACCUGUGAUUGGUCCAAAAAAGGGCAGAAGGAUUCUGAUUGGUAUAACCAAGGUUCGAGAGAUAUUUGGAGUGGCGAAGAGGUGUGCCGAUCUUGUUUGAUUUCUAACGGAAAUGACCUACCUCGUCCAACGGCGAGUCUGCAACUACGAGAAGAUAUUUAUCAAGAUGGUGAUCAGCUACUUUCCGAUAUAAGAUCAUACAUGGUAGAAACACCGGAUAACGACAGCCAUUUGUACGAACCACUUCCUCUUCCUCCGAAAGAACGCAAACGCCGCCAUUCUUUUAUUCUGCAAGAAAUUCCAGGUGACUGGAGUUUUGCUUCUCGUCUCGAAGAGGAUUGUCUUAUUCAGAUUUCAACGCUGCCUACACUGCGUUCCGUCACCCUCUAAAUGUCUCUAAAAAAAUUAGUUUUUGGCUUUGAUAAUGUGAGCGGCAUGCAGAAUCGAUGCGCGAGUUCUAAACACGCCCAGACAGACAACUGCCAUAUUAGUUUCAGUGCAGGAAUGUAUGCGAGCUAUUGACAGCUCCAAUCAUACACACGAUCUGACAUGCCGCAAUCCUGCUUUUGUAUUUAUUGAAGAGCGCCGUUGGCGCCCAACGUGGGGCACUCAUUUUGUGACCUCUCCCCCUCGCUGAGGCUUUGUUUUGUUGUGCAUAUAUAUAUAUUAACGAAAAUAAUAUCAAAUAAUAAGUGUAAUUAUUUUUGUGUAGGGAGGUACUAUCUAUUUACAUAUGAUAUAUAUAUUGUUUGUUUUAUGUUGACAGGUCGUGUCCCGUGCGAGACCUUAACUACAUUAUUAGUCCAAUUUCUUUUGUUGUUAGGGUACUUUUCGAAACGUUUUGUUUUGUUGAGUGUACAGUUGUCCCUCCCACGAAUCACGUCGUCGGUCUUGAAAGGAACGCGCGGGGAAACGGACCCGAAGGAAUAUGACAUUUCUGAUAAGAAGCUAUGAUCUUUUCGAAUUAAAUUCGUGAAAUUUGGUCUGCAGCAUCACUGAUACGAACUGCUUUGAACUACUAAGAUUAUUUUCAGAACACUUGAAGCUCGCGUGUUCGGUGCCAUAUUCCGAUGUAAUAUUGCAUUGAAAUGUUUCGUUAAAGUUGUAUACGAAACGUUUCUGUGAUGUUGCAUGCAGUGUUUUUCGCACUUUUCUAUCAGGACCGACUAUUGAACCGGAUCUAUUUUAGAGUUAUUCGACCUUCCACUUUUAAACACGUCUGUUUUCUUUUUUGUUUUGUUGUUGAAAUUUUGUUAGUAUUUUAAUGCAUCAAAUUUCACAGAAAUUAAGCGAGUGACUCUUUCAUAUCAGACGGAAGAUGGUUUGGUUUUUCGUCUCGUUUACACACAUUUUAGCUCAGAUCUGCCGAGUUAUCGAAUGGAGAAAACCCGCUGUAAAAAUCCGCAUUAAAUCAUUUAUCUUGAGGCAGAUCUUCCAUCCCAACAUUUUACAGUUGAGUGUUUUGUAUGUGUUCCGCUAUCGUUAUAUAAUCCGGAAUGAUGUAUCUUACAUGUUUAGGGCAUUUAUAAUCAUUGUAGCGUAGCUCUGUGAAUUUUUUCAUCUGAACGAAGCAGAACACCUGUUGAUCGUAGUACGGAGAGAGCUUAGGAGAAGAUAAGCGGAAAAACAAAUUUAAAAUAAAUUAUCUGAAUAACCUCUCCUUAGUUCUAUUUACUGGAAUAAUUUGAAACUGGUACUAUCACCACAACUUUUUUUAAAUAAGUUUCUAGUGGUUAAUGGAGUUUUAGCGUUGAAUACUGAACGGGAUUAGCAACUUUUAUUUCUUGUUUACAAAAUUUUAUUAUCUAUUAGUAAUGAUUUACGAAAGUUUUUUUUUUAAAUAUUAUUUUAUGAAUUUGUUAAAGUUUUGCCAAAUUCUUUCUGAUUCCAGUUCAGUAUUUUAAAGACGAGGGCAGUUGGAAAAGGUUUCCAUUCAUAUUCGAAAUGAUUUAUCUACCUGAGUCAAUCUUUCUUCAAUGUUUUAAUGGAUAGUUCUUGGCGGCGAAAAAUAAAAAUUGGGAACCAUUUAACUUCAUCUGAGGUCUAUUUUGAAGCAAUAGUUCUAUUCUUUUAUUGGCGUAUAACUAUUAUAUAACUAUAGUCUUAUUUUCUUAACAGAAUGAUUGAAAUUAGAUUGGCGUAUGAAGAAAAAUCAUUUCGAUUAGUGAAUUUUGUACAGUAGUUGCUCUAGGACCUUUCUCUAGCUGGUAAGUUAGCAUGUAAUCUAAUGAAACAAAAAAAUCAAAAUCCAAGAAAUAAAAAAUGCUCUUAGUUUUAGUAUUGUGUUUCUAAUAUCGAAGCCUCUAUUGGCUGCUAGUUCUAAAACAUUUUUAUCAAAGGAUAUCAUUAGGAUUGCAGGGGUGAGCUCAUGCUUUGUCACCCAAAAAAAAAUUGAAUCUAUAUAAACGAUGAGAGAUCGAUUGGUAUCUUUGCUGAACAUUCUUCGUAUGUCUUGUAAUCAUACGGAUGAGACAAAACAAAAUUUUUGUGCACCAUAUGAAUAAAUAACUUCGCAGCACAAACAUCUAAAUUAAGGGAUGAAUUAUGGUGUACUUUGAACUUUCAGUGCUGAAUGUUAUUUUUGGAUAACCAUGCACCUUAGUUUUCUGGCAACUAAUUCUUCUCAACCUUUAUCAGUUAAUUAAGCCAGGUCACUGAUUUAUUUAACAUUUUCCUCACCGAUUUUCAUUAAUGUCUUCUCAAUUUCACCAUUGCUUAAUAUGUAUUUGUGAUGUUGCUUGAACAUUAAUGUUUCUUUCUGGAUUUAAAGUCGUUUUCAUAAUAAUGUCAUAAUGUUCACUUUUUUCGAGAGCAGUGAAUUCGUUUGAACGAUUUGAAUAUAUCCCCAAGUAUAUUUAUGAAAAAGUGACUUCUUGGUCACUUUCUGUACAGUGGUGGUUGUGGAUGGUAUUUGUGGAUGAGACUAAAACAUUUAUGGAUUCCAAAAUAGUAACAACAAUAAUAAUGCAUUAGCGACUAACCAUCCACAUUUAUCCCAAUAGAGUAGUUGUAUCAAUUAGAAUAAGUUUCUUUUACUUUAGUGCCUCUUUGGAAACACUUUAGUGCCUCUUUGGAUAACACUUGUCGACCCAUUCAUUGAAAGAAAUAGUAGCUUAUUCUUGGUUUUCAAAUAGCAAAUUAGAUAUAUUUUUUGGAUUACGGCUAAAUGUAUAAAUUUCCACCCAAAAAAAAUUUAAAACAAAAAACCCCAAAAAAACUUAUUUCUUAAAACAACACGGUACUUGCUUAACAUGAUAAUUCAACGAGGGUACACAAUAACGAGUCUGUUGAUAAUUAGAUUAGGUACAUUCAUGUGAUGUUACAUUUAUUGUUUGUGAAAUAAUCAGUAACCGACAAAAAAUAAAAGCAAGUACAAAU